CACACCCUGCCCCACAACCACAACCUGUCCCACAACCACACCCUGCCCCACAACCACAACCUGUCCCACAACCACACCCUGCCCCACAACCACAACCUGUCCCACAACCACACCCUGCCCCACAACCACAACCUGUCCCACAACCACAACCUGCCCCACUACCACCACCUGGACGACUACCCCACCCUGCACGACUACCCCACCCUGCACUACCCAGCCGCCUUGUUCGACUACGGAGAACCCUUGACUGCCCAGAAGGGACUCUUUGGGAUCAAUGCCUCCUGACCUGCAAUCACGCCGACCUAGUGAAUUGUGGCGAUCGCCCUUAGCGCAACAUUCCCGAGAGCGAAUGAGAACGGUCUCACAUGUAACUCGCAACAGAAUAAAAUUUCCUCUUUUUGAAAUUA
Darwinula stevensoni is the source of this 407-nucleotide messenger RNA. Lineage: Eukaryota; Metazoa; Arthropoda; Ostracoda; Podocopida; Darwinulidae. The record is from the annotation of a GenBank genome assembly.